CCAAAAAGGAUGAUCUGCUGGCCAGCAGCCCAGCAGCUUUCCACGAGACCGUUAUCAUUUCCUCUUUCCUGCAAAAAGGAGUGUGGAUCUUGAGUGGUGAGGGAGGGAUGAUGCGAGAGAUGGGGGAUGGGGGAGAUGGGAGAUGAAACAUUUAGGAAGUUGCAGUUGCAGAAUGCAAUCAAUGUAGAUCCAGCCAAUAGCAAGAGCCUUCAACCGAUUGCAGUUUCCAACACACAGAUUUUCAGCGGAGAGGAGUCGAGUCUCCGGAUUUUCUUCCUGCAAGAUCCACUGUGGUGUUGGUGAACCACCUUGCAGACAACCCCAUGAAGAUGAAAGAGGGCCCAAUCUGUGGUGGAGAGAAGACAUGAUUUGUCUCUUCAAAGUGACCCUUUGUCAGCAUCCUCUGUGGUUUUCUGAGAGCGAACCACCGAGGUCGUUCUGGAGUGACCAUGCGACAAACCAUUUGGUGCCACCAAGUGGUGGCCGUUAUGGACGGAGUGGAUAACCUCUAUGAGAUGACCUGUACAGCACUCACCUUGUCGAAUGGAUGAUAAGAUGACAAGGUCAGCACAACUACCUGAUCCUCUUGACUUGAUCGCAUGUUUCUCUGUCUCUGUCCCCCAUGAUCUGCAUCUCUCUUACACAUGAAACCGGCACAUCCGAAAAAUGAACGACAUCUUGGACACCGCUGCGACGUCUGGUCCCAGGGAGCAGGCCGACCUUCGUUUCGCGCGUGCGACGGUGUCGCCGGCGGCAAUGGCCCCACGUCGCAGCGGGUCGCAAGCGCUCCCGGGAGAGCUCGUCUUCCAUCCCUGCGUGCCGGAGCACAUGGAGUGCUCCACACAGGUGGAGCUGAGUGAGUCUGAGGUCGAGGAUGAGGAUCCCGAGCCGAAGUCCACCGGAUCAAAGGUGAAGAGGGACAUCAAGAGACAAGUUCAAGCGCAGAUCUUGCAGACCUUCCUGAAGAAGCACAAGUUCAAGCAAGAUGUCAACCAGCGAAAACGCAGUUCGGGCGGCUGCCUCCUCUUCAGACCUUCUGAGGAAUUCUGCCCGAUCCACCUGGCAGCCAAGACUGGAGACCUGUCUGUACUCCGCGUGCUCCUGCGGGCGGGCGCAGAUCUCCAUGCGCGGAGCUCUCGCGGCCGCACCGCCUUGGAUCUGGCGCGCGAGGCGGACGUGUGCGGUUCCCACGCUCAGGUGAUUGAUCUCUUGAAGGCUGAGGUGCAGUUUGUUUCCGCUCGAAGGCUUGCCACAAUGGUGGUCACACAGCAAAUCUGAUGUAACACCUUCGGGAGAGAUGCGCCUUUUAGAAUCUUUGAGACCGAUUGUGCUCUGCAUCGCAGGGCUUUUCCAGAGUGGCCUGGAUCCACUCCAUCAUACCAUGCCUUUUCCAUCCCUUUUCUGCCGUGUCUUGGCAGGUUGUGCCAAAGCCAUAGCUGUUUUGCCACAGGGAUUUUCGGAAUGUUGUUUCGGGCUGAUCCGCACCUGCAGCAUUCUUUUUCGCCCUGCGUUCGACGUUCGCCCAAGUGAUGGAGCUCACCUGUGAAUUACACAAACAGACUGUGUGUG
This is a messenger RNA of Durusdinium trenchii, 1569 nucleotides long. The record is from the annotation of a GenBank genome assembly. NCBI's taxonomy places the organism in Eukaryota, Dinophyceae, Suessiales, Symbiodiniaceae.